Molecule: messenger RNA, 498 nt
Organism: Paraphaeosphaeria sporulosa
Lineage: Eukaryota; Fungi; Ascomycota; Dothideomycetes; Pleosporales; Didymosphaeriaceae
Product: DUF1772-domain-containing protein
Exons: 2
Coding region: 1-498 (165 amino acids)
Source: RefSeq, a predicted model, not a curated record
AUGUCUCGUCUCACACCUGCACUACAGACAUACAGUAUUCUCGCAGGGUCCCUGGCAGCAGGCGCGAACCUUUCCACGUCGAUCAUCGUAUUCCCAGCCUUGUUACAUGCGACGGGCGCAACACUCUCAAAGCAAUGGCUCAUCCUUUACGAGUCCGGUAUUUUACCAGUAUCGGGAUGCGCCAUGACCUCCUCACUCGGUUUCGCGACUUUGGCGUACCGUGCGUUUUUCAGUCCGACUCUUACGGCGAGUGGCGCCGUGUCGUACGCUCAGAGAAACCUGUACGUUGCGGCCGCGGUCGGCUUGUUUGGACUCGUACCAUAUACGCGCCUGCUUAUGUGGGGAACGAUCACGGAGCUGUCGAAGAGAGGGCAAAGUGGGAAGGGGGAGGAGAAGGACACAAGGGAGCUUGUAGAGAGGUGGGGCACGAUGAACCUUUGGAGGGGCGUAUUGCUCCUGGGCAGUACCGGCGUAGGCAUCUGGGCGUCGCUGUUGUAA